Ailuropoda melanoleuca (giant panda) is the source of this 3231-nucleotide messenger RNA. It is a transcript of the gene HDHD5, whose product is annotated as haloacid dehalogenase like hydrolase domain containing 5. Gene Ontology annotation, cellular component: mitochondrion. Lineage: Eukaryota; Metazoa; Chordata; Mammalia; Carnivora; Ursidae. The coding region runs from base 55 to 1323 and encodes 422 amino acids. Gene Ontology annotation, biological process: glycerophospholipid biosynthetic process. The transcript is spliced from 8 exons. The record is from RefSeq and is a predicted model, not a curated record.
GGGCCCACGGACCCGGGCUGGGGCUGUCUGCACGUGCGCACGACGGGUUGCUGGAUGGCUGUUCUCCGCUGCCUCGCGGCCGUCCGCGCGGCGCCGGGGCUCUGGGGGCGGGCGGCGCGCGCCUCGUUGGGUUUGCGGGGCCGCUGCCCCGGGAGAGGCUACGCUGUGGACGCCGCACAGAGCCCACCCACUUUUGGGUUCCUGUUGGACAUCGAUGGAGUGCUGGUGCGGGGUCACAGAGUGAUCCCCGCUGCUCUGGAAGCCUUCCGCAGGCUGGUGAACGCUCAUGGGCAGCUGCGGGUCCCCGUGGUCUUUGUCACAAAUGCUGGGAACAUCUUACAACACAGCAAAGCCCAGGAGCUGUCUGCCCUGCUGGGGUUCAAGGUGGAGCCGGAUCAAGUCAUUCUCUCUCACAGCCCCAUGAAGCUCUUCUCACAAUAUCACAACAAGCGGAUGCUGGUGUCUGGGCAGGGGCCCCUGGUGGAAAAUGCCCGAAUACUUGGCUUUGAGAACGUGGUUACUGUGGAUGAGCUGCGGAUGGCCUUUCCUGUGCUUGACAUGGUGGAUCUCCAGCGGCGGCCAAAGACCACGCCUCUUCCAAGGAACGACUUCCCUGCCAUUGAAGGGGUGCUUCUCCUUGGGGAGCCAGUCCGCUGGGAGACAAGCCUGCAGCUGAUCAUGGAUGUCCUUCUCAGCAAUGGGAACCCUGGGACUGGUCUGGCGACGGCCCCUUAUCCCCAUCUUCCUGUCCUGGCCAGCAACAUGGAUCUCCUUUGGAUGGCUGAAGCCAAGAUGCCCAGGUUUGGCCACGGCACCUUUUUGCUGUGCCUGGAAACCAUUUACCAGAAAGUGACAGGCAAAGAGCUGAGAUAUGAGGGCCUGAUGGGCAAACCCAGCGUCCUCACUUACCAGUAUGCAGAGGACCUGAUCCAGCAGCAGGCGGAGAGGCGGGGCUGGGCGGCCCCCAUCCAGAAGCUCUAUGCUAUCGGUGAUAACCCCAUGUCUGAUGUCUACGGUGCCAACCUGUUCCACAAGUACCUGCAGAUGGCGAGGCAUGAUGGGGCAGAGGCGCGGGGGGCCAGUGGCUUGUGGAAGCGGCGGCCCUCAGCAACCCAGAGCUGCGCCUCUAUCCUGGUGUGCACUGGUGUGUACAAUCCCAAGGGCCCAGAGCCCACCAGGCCUGCGCAGGAAGCAGAGGAGGCUCCAUUCCAUGGGCACCGGGACUUCAGCUUCAGUCCAGGGCUCAUGGAGGCGUCCCACAUUGUGAAUGAUGUGAACGAGGCUGUACAGCUGGUUUUCCACAAGGAGGGUUGGGCUUUGUAGCGAGGGCUGUGUGUUGGAGACCAGGGACGGAGGGACCCUGGAACUAGAGGGGAGUCCUGUUGCCUAGCUUCUGGCCCAGAUCACUGGGCAUCAAGUCAGGGCCGCUUCCCGUGACACUUUCUGUGGCCCCCACGGUGGGUAUUACUGGUCACUUAGAAGAAGACACUGGCUUUUUCUCCUGCUCAGUAGCCACAGACUUGUACCCGGGGAGCAUUUUGGGUAGAACAAUCAGGAUUUUCUGGGCCCAGUUCCUGCCUGCUUCUCCUGGCAGUUUGACCUCGGGCCAGUCCCUUUACCUCUGUGCCUCAGUUUCUUCUCUCAUUUCAGUAGGGACGUCUGAAAAAAGGGGAGGUGGUGUGAAAUAAUGCAGAGCCUCACCUGCUCUGAGUUCACCUUUGCAUGCCAGCAAGGUGUGUCACUAACACUACGAUACUGCUUUUUAUUGUAUUUUAGCUUCUAGCCCAGAGACUUUUAGGCUUAUUUUUUUAAAUUAAAAUAAUCAUAAUAAAUAUUCAUUAUGCUGUCAGUUGUGAAGCUCUCCUGGAAUGUACUAAAAAGUCCUGUGGGGGAAGGAUAGUGGGUGAGCAGUGUGGGUGACCCUGAAGCAAAGAAAUAGGUACCAUUUUUCUCCCAUAAGGUAUUGAUGUCUCCUUUCCUACCUUUGUUCUCCUUCCCACCACCAACCCACCCCCAGCCUGCAAAGCCGAGUCUGUCUGGGAAUUAAUUAUGCCCAGGCUUUGGCAUGUACUUGACAACUCUGAUGUGGAAAAAAAAAAGGAUCUUGUUUAUAGUUUCUUCUGACGGAAGAAGGAUCACCUAUAGUGAUCCUGGAAAGUAUGUGUUUCUUAUAUUCCUCCCUCUAGGAGCGACCCAUUUCCACUUUUCCAUGGUCUGUGUUGUCCACGACCCCUUGUUUGCCAAAUCUCCUGGUCCUUGCCCUUGUGUUACUCUCGCAGUCAUUUGCAUGCAACACAAGCUGGUGACUCCCUCCCCUUUUCUCAAAAGACUCUUUACUUGGCUGUAUCUCACGGACUUCUUGACCCCUUUGUUUGGAUGCCUGGUAGUCAUUCACAGGAGAGGAAAUAUAGGAGAUUGGGAAGGAGUGGCCACUGAAAUAGGCAGGGGAUCAUGAGUAGGUGGGUAUCUGGGAAGCUGAGUGAACACGUUUCACAAAAAAGGGAGUGAUGAGCUGGCUCACUCCCUAAGUAUCAGAGCUCAGCCGUGUCCAAAGCCAAAUGUAGCCCAACCCUGCUGUUACACCCUGAGCAGCCUGGGUCCUGCUGUAGCCCCCCCCCCCCCCCCCCCCCCCCCCCCCCCCCCCCCCCCGUAGACAGUAGCACUGAAGACAGUAGGCUGAAGGCCUGGACUCAUCCUUGUCUUCUCUUUAAUGUCCUGCAGCUUUGCCUUCAGAAUGUACUGAGUGAGCACUUUCCAGCCUUCGAUGCUGCCCUGCCCCAGGCUGCUGGCUUCUCUAGCCUGCAUUGUUGUGGCAGCCUCUAGGCUGAUGUCCCUGUGUCAUCUUCUCCCUCACUGUGGCUUCCCCCUCAGCGCCCCAGAAGCCAGAUCCUAAGUUUGACCUGUUCUCUGAUGAAAACCCUCCCGUGACUUCUGGUCUCAGCCUGAAGAGCCCACGUUCCUUACCGAAGCACAGACGCCUGGAAUGGAUGGAAUCCUGGAUGGAAUCCUGUUCUCCCACUUUCCCCUUCAUGUCGUACCAGCCCCGCUGGCUCCCUUGCCAGUCUGCCGUACCCAUUCCUGUCCUAGGACCUCUGCCCUUGUGGUUCCCUCUACCCUACCUCCACUGUCUACAUGGCUCACUCCUUCCCUUUUUUUCCCUCAUCACUUCUUAAAUAUCUGGUGGAUAUGUCAUUUCAAAGAGACUCCCUCAACUUCUUAUAACAAGUAGUA